ACCCUCUGUGUCUCUAUCUUUUUCGCUCUGUAAAUCUCUCUAAUCUCUUCCUCUAGAGAUCCCUCUGUUACAUAAUCUCAAUAACAAUGGAAGCUACAGCUUUAACGAAUCACAUAAUCUCAGCAUUCUCCUCACAUUCAUCCCAAAAUUCUCUAAAUCAUAAUUUCUUAUUACCUACUACUACUACUUCACUCAAAAAUCACAAGAGAAUUUUAUCUUCUAAACUUUCAAUCUCCAACCCUAGAUCUCAAUCCAAUAGAACCGUUACUGUUUGUGUUGCUUCUGUUAAUGGAGAAGUUGAAGAGACUGUCAAAGAUGUUGUUCCAAUCGAAAAGCAAUUUCCUGCAUACCCAACUGUGAUGGAUAUUAACAAGAUUCGUGAGAUUCUACCUCAUAGGUUUCCAUUUCUAUUGGUAGAUAGAGUGAUUGAAUACAAUGCUGGAGUAUCAGCUGUUGCAAUUAAGAAUGUAACAAUCAAUGAUAAUUUCUUUCCUGGACAUUUCCCAGAAAGACCAAUUAUGCCUGGAGUUCUCAUGGUUGAGGCCAUGGCACAGGUUGGAGGCUUGGUGAUGCUACAACCAGAAGUUGGUGGGUCACGCGAAAACUUCUUCUUUGCUGGAAUUGACAAAGUGAGGUUCAGGAAACCUGUGAUUGCAGGGGAUACAUUGGUUAUGAGGAUGACCCUCAUUAAACUACAAAAACGUUUUGGAAUAGCAAAGAUGGAAGGAAAGGCAUAUGUUGGGGGUGAGGUAGUAUGUGAGGGCGAAUUCUUGAUGGCAACUGGCACUAGUGAAUGAUGUUGCUGCUGCUAGGGAUGCCUUCAGUUGUAAACCUUUCUCAAUCUGGAUCAGAUAAGAGGUAAAAGAGUUUAAGUCAUUCAGAGAUUAUGUCUUCAUGGUUCUAGAUAAAUUAUCGCUUGGUUUUGUGUUUGGACCUCUUAGUGCAGAAUAUUAUCUUUCUCAGUUUUUUGGUAGGAAUGAGCUUUGUCAGAUUAUAACACCAUUCAAGAAUGAUGAGCAUAAUUUAAUUGUUCACCCAUGCCGGCUUAUACGAUUCUGAACUAGGUAUAUUUAGGGACAUUCUCAGAGUAAAACUUGGUAUGUGCCAGAUGUAUAUUAGUUGUUGUAAUCUCACAGUCUAUGCUUAAAUCAAUGAAGUUUAAGUAGUGACCAUGUCAGAACCAAAGGAAAUUAACGAAUACAAUCCAUGCACUUAAA
This is a messenger RNA of Papaver somniferum (opium poppy), 1217 nucleotides long. Its product is annotated as 3-hydroxyacyl-[acyl-carrier-protein] dehydratase FabZ-like. The record is from RefSeq and is a predicted model, not a curated record. Lineage: Eukaryota; Viridiplantae; Streptophyta; Magnoliopsida; Ranunculales; Papaveraceae. Bases 87 to 797 code for a protein of 236 amino acids. Gene Ontology annotation, molecular function: hydro-lyase activity. Gene Ontology annotation, biological process: fatty acid biosynthetic process. The transcript has 3 exons.